This is a messenger RNA of Daucus carota subsp. sativus, 1215 nucleotides long. RefSeq names its product bifunctional phosphatase IMPL2, chloroplastic. Gene Ontology annotation, molecular function: phosphoric ester hydrolase activity. Lineage: Eukaryota; Viridiplantae; Streptophyta; Magnoliopsida; Apiales; Apiaceae. Bases 78 to 1007 code for a protein of 309 amino acids. The transcript has 10 exons. The record is from RefSeq and is a predicted model, not a curated record.
AUUAUUGAAACUACUCGAGGAAGGACGAUUUCUCGUUAAACCCCCUUUUUGUUUCUCCGACUGAAAAGCCUUGAGCAAUGGCCAAAGUCCCCACCGAGCACGCCCGUGAUCAAAACCAGGAUUCACAAAUGAAUACCAUUCUAGAGGAGCAGUUUUCGGACCAAGUUCUUGAUGAAUUUGUUCGCGUCGCUAAUGAAGCUGCGGAUGCUGCUGCUACUGUGAUAAAACAGUUCUUUUGGGAACCUAAAUUGAUUCAAACAUUUAAUAAGCGCGAUGAUGAUGGAUUCAUUGUUGAGCAAGCCACAUCCGCUGACUUAGCUGCCGAGGAUGCUAUCACUGCGGUGAUUUUACAGAAUUUCCCAGAUCAUUUAAUUUUUGGCGAGGAAAGGGGUUGGUUACCGGAAGAGAGGCUAGCCGAAUUUGUGUGGGUUAUAGACCCUAUUGAUGGCACUACCAGCUUCAAAAAUGGAGUUCCGUUGUUUGGCACGCUCAUAGCUCUUCUGCAUAAGAGUAAGCCGAUCUUGGGAAUCAUUGACCAGCCAAUUUUACGGAAAAGAUGGGUUGGAGUACAAGGAAGACCAACCACCGUGGAUGGUCUACCCAUACAGACCCGUCCCUGUGAACGGCUUUCGCAAGCAACGCUAUAUGCAUCUAGCCCAUUGCAUUUUAGCGAUGAAGAGCGAGAGGCCUUUAACCGUGUCACGGAAAAGGUUCAAGAACCAAUUUACGGUGCGGAGUGCUUUACCUAUGGACUCUUAGCUUCAGGGUUUGUCGAUGUCAUUGUCCAGUCUUUUCUUGGGCCAUAUGAUUUUCUUGCUUUUAUACCAAUCAUAGAAGGAGCUGGAGGAAUUAUUACAGAUUGGGCUGGUCAGAAACUUCAGUGGGAAGCUUCUCCAGUGUCCAAAGGUCCAACUUAUUAUCGCAUAAUAGCGGCUGGAGAUGACCAGGUUCACCAGGAUGCACUGGAAUAUCUAAAGGAAUGUUCGAGUAUAACUGAGAAUGAAUGAGUUUUGUAUUUAAUUAGAAACUACUUAUAGUGUAGCAUUAUUUCCAAAGUUUUAUUUCAUCUUCCAUGUUUUUCCUGCUGUCUAACAUAUCACAAGAAGCGAGACAAUGACAGUUUUCUACAUUCUAGUUGAUGGGUAAAGAAUUUAAGACUAUUGAGGUACUACACAUCAAAUUUACAACACUCCAAAUAUUACACCUGUUUAUUAA